Messenger RNA from Sarcophilus harrisii (Tasmanian devil), 3780 nucleotides. RefSeq names its product ZFP64 zinc finger protein (gene ZFP64). Gene Ontology annotation, molecular function: RNA polymerase II cis-regulatory region sequence-specific DNA binding; DNA-binding transcription factor activity, RNA polymerase II-specific. Lineage: Eukaryota; Metazoa; Chordata; Mammalia; Dasyuromorphia; Dasyuridae. Gene Ontology annotation, biological process: regulation of DNA-templated transcription. Bases 36 to 2120 code for a protein of 694 amino acids. The transcript is spliced from 6 exons. The record is from RefSeq and is a predicted model, not a curated record.
CCUAUGCAGCCCCAGCGAGACUCCAGCCCCAGGCCAUGAACGCGAGCGGCGGGGGCGAGGGCUUUCCCGGCUCCGUCCAGUUCCCUGGCACUACUGUCUUAGUGGAGCUAACCCCCGAUAUUCACAUCUGUGGCAUUUGCAAGCAGCAGUUUAAUAACCUGGAUGCCUUUGUAGCCCAUAAGCAGAGUGGUUGUCAGCUGACCAGCACUGCCCCUGGUGCUCCCAGCACAGUUCAGUUUGUGUCAGAGGAAACAGUGCCAGUUACCCAGACUCAGACCACCACAAGAACCAUCACUUCAGAGACCCAGACCAUCACAGUUUCAGCUCCAGAAUUUGUUUUUGAACAUGGUUACCAAACCUACUUGCCCACAGACAGCAAUGAUACACAGACUGCCACAGUCAUCUCAGUUCCUCCCAAGUCACGGCCUCGAAAGCCUGCAACUUCACCUGCACAGAAGAAACUUAACUGUUGCUAUCCAGGUUGCCAGUUCAAGACAGCAUAUGGUAUGAAAGACAUGGAACGUCAUUUAAGAACUCACACAGGAGACAAGCCCCACAAGUGUGAGGUCUGUAGCAAGUGCUUCAGCCGGAAAGAUAAACUGAAGAUGCACAUGCGAUCCCACACGGGUGUGAAGCCUUAUAAGUGUAAGAGCUGCGACUAUGCUGCUGCAGACAGCAGCAGCUUGAACAAACACCAACGGAUACACUCUAACGAGCGUCCUUUCAAAUGCCAGAUCUGUCCGUAUGCCAGCAGGAACUCCAGCCAGCUGACGGUGCACCUCCGAUCCCACACUGGGGAUGCCCCCUUCCAGUGCCAGAUGUGCAGCGCCAAAUUCAAAAUCAACUCGGACCUGAAAAGGCACCUGCGCGUGCACUCGGGGGAGAAGCCUUACAAGUGUGAGUUCUGCGAGGUCCGCUGUGCCAUGAAAGGGAACCUCAAGUCCCACAUCCGAAUCAAGCACAAUGCAGACAACACCUUCAAGUGCUCCGAGUGUGACUUCCAGUGCGGGAACAAGACCAGCCUGCGGCACCACACACGGACCCACCAGCCCGAGCAGCCCGUGAAGUGCCCAGAGUGCAGCUACUCCUGUGCGCACAAAGCCGCACUCAAGGUCCAUGAGCGCAUCCAUGGCCAGGAGCGGCCUUUCAAGUGCGAGCUCUGCAGCUUCGACACCAAGCAGCGCAGCAACCUCACCACGCACGUGAAGAAGGUGCAUGGCGACAAGGUCAAGAGCAAGAAGCAGACCCUGGAGAAAAAAGGCGGGGCAGGGGGGGCAGCGGCGGGCGCUGGGGGCGACCGGCCCAAAGCCGGCGGCUCCCGCCAGGUGGCCAAACUGGACGCCAAGAAGGCUUUUCAGUGCGACGCUUGUGAGGCCUCCUUUGUGAGGGAAGAUUCCCUCCGGAGCCACCGCAAACAGCACAGUGAGUACAGCGGAAAUAAGAACGCCGAGCUGGCCGUCUUGCAGCUGCAGAUGGAGCCUGGCCGGCAGGUGGGCCCACCUCUGACGGUCAGUCCCCUCCAGGUGCCCCUCCAACCAAGCCAGCUCCCCCAGUUCAGCGAAGGAAGGGUCAAGAUCAUCGUGGGUCACCAGGUACCGCAGACAAACGCCAUCGUCCAGGCAACGUCGGUGAACAUCGUGCCUCCGGCUCUAGUUGGCCAAGGUCAGGAAGAGCUCCCGGCCAAUAACCGGCUGCAGAUUCUGCGCCAGGUCAGUUUGAUUGCCCCAUCCCAGCCGUCUGUGUGUCAGAACGAGGCCGGGCCCAUGGGCCAAUCGGCAGUUCUGCUCACGGCCCACGAUCAGACGGAAGGGCCAGCUUUGCACCAGACUCUGAUUCCUGCCCCUUCGGGCAGUAACCACGAAGGCCCGGCCAACCAGACUUUCAUCACAAGCUCGGGCAUUAGCUGCUCUGACUUGGAAGGCCUCAAUGCUUUGAUUCAGGAAGGGGCAACCGAAGUGACUGUGGUCAGUGACGGAGGCCAAAAUAUCACGGUAUCGACUGCUGCCCCUCCCAUCUUCUCCUCUUCUUCCCACCCAGAACUACCUAAACAGACAUAUUCCAUCAUUCAGGGUGGGGCCCACCCAGCUUUGCUCUGCCCUGCAGAUUCCAUACCAGAUUAGCUUUUUAAAAAAUGUCUUCCCUUCAAAAUGAUCUCUUUCACCUGUUUAAAACACAUCAGUAGAAUUCUGUGAAGUUUUCUCAAGAUGAUUUAAGUACUUCCAGGUUGGGUCCUUGAAAAAUAAGUUAUAAUUUUGUACUGUCAUAUGAUCAUUUUUUUCACAUUGGAAAAACCAUGAAAGCAGAUUAUUUCUGAAAUGCGGUAUCAUAAUCACUAUAUAUUAAAUGUUUCCAAGAGGCUGCUGAUUAGAUGAAGAAGAAAUAAUUAAAAUGUGCUAAGCAAUACAAAAUGCAAAUAUUUUUUGGCUUCCUUUCUUAUAUGUAUGUCUUUUGUCUUCAUUAGCUGGAUGACAGGCUUGUUUCUGGCCCCUUCCUGGAAUUCAUGGAAAUUGUUCAGCACUUCAUUAGAGUUCCAGGUACAGGGAAGAAAUUAUUUUCCUUCAAGUCUGAUUUUUUAACAUAAAAGUCAAAAUCCAAAGAAGCAAAAUAUUGUUUAUUUUUCUUAUGGAGCUCUUUUUCUAAAAUCUAACCAGUCCAUGACCUACUAAUUCUGGUUUAUAUACUUUUCUGAUUUUACAUAUGAUCCUGGCAUAUGAAAGGUUAUGUAUAUAUUAAUUCAAUUAAUGGUCUUCUUACCCUGACAGCACUAAUUGGGACUUUCUUUGCAUUUUACCCUAUCCUAGUUCUUGCUUGGGAUAUCCUCCUCCACCUUACUCCCAUCUCCACUUCAGAUCUCCCUGUAUUAAGACCCAGCCAUAGGCCUUUGUGUAAUUUUGUCUUGCCCCAGGAUGUCUACUGAGGGAAGGGAUAAGAUGGGAAAAAUCCAUGUUUGCCUAUUCUACUUCCCCACAGCAGCACUUCAAUUGUCAUUUCUAUUCAGAUGCUUCAUCCCACUCCCCACCCUGAUCUGCUUCUGCUCCUAUAAGAAAAUAUAUCAGAGUGUUGUUCUAAAGACUCAGCAUUAGACUUGCCAUUUAAAAAGUUGCAGCUGUCCUUCCCUACAGAGUCAAAAUGAAAAUUAGGGCAAGGGGAAGAGUUAUAGUUAAAGAAGACUUUUUGAUAUUUUAGGCUUUUUAAAAAAAAAAUUUUAUCAUAUAUAAAUGUUAAAUUUAUUGAAAAGACUUUUGUAUAUGAGUUAAUUUAAGUUGAUGAUGCUAAGCAUAAUAUAAUCCACUUCCUGGAAAACAGAAGAUUUUAAUGUAAAUAAAUAUUAGAACCGAAUAAUGUAUUAGGCUAUGCCCAUAAAAAAUUUUUUUUAUUGUGAACUUAAUCAUCAGCAAAUUUGAAUGUUUCAAGAUACAAAAAAAAAAGAAAGGAAAAUUGUAUUUAAAUCUGGACUUCUGUUUUAUAUGGAUUUUUUUUAAUGCCUAUUAAAUUUAACAGGAACAAAAUUGUCCUGCUUGUCUGUGUCCCCUUCUGAACUUCGUUCUAUUCUGUGCAUUUUUAAAUAUUUCAUUGAUGUUCCUUUCUUUUUCUUUUUUGUUUCACUAUCACAGCCUUUGAAAGAAAAUUGUUGCAUAAAUGUUGUGUUCCCCUCAUUCCCUAGGAGAAUGUAAACUCUUUGAGGACUUGAAAAAAUUGAUCUGGUUUUGUUGUCUUUGGGUUCCCAGAUGUAGUACAGAGCCAUACACCUGAUAGCACUUAAUAAAAGUUUUUAGAAUA